Molecule: messenger RNA, 738 nt
Organism: Penicillium psychrosexuale
Lineage: Eukaryota; Fungi; Ascomycota; Eurotiomycetes; Eurotiales; Aspergillaceae
Product: dienelactone hydrolase family protein
Exons: 4
Coding region: 1-738 (245 amino acids)
Molecular function (GO): hydrolase activity
Source: RefSeq, a predicted model, not a curated record
AUGGCUUCCAACACUCCCGCUGCCUGCUGUGCCUCUGGUUUCAAGCACGAAGGCACUCCCGCCGGUGAAACCAAGACUAUCAACGGAGUCAACGCCUAUAUCGCCCACCCCAAGGGCAACAAGACCCCCGAGAAGGCCAUUAUCUUCGUGACCGAUAUCUUCGGAAUCUACACCAACGCCCAGCUCCUCGCCGACGAGUACGCCAACAAUGGCUACCUGACUAUCGUUCCGGAUAUUCUCCAGGGCGACGCGAUCGAUGUCAAAGCCAUGGAAUCUGGCAAGGUCGACUUGUCUGCAUGGCUCCCCAAGCACAAGCCCGCGGACGUUGAGCCCGCUGUUGAGUCGGCUAUUAAGUACGCCCGUGAGACUCUCGGCGUUAAGAGAAUCGGCGCUGUUGGCUACUGCUUCGGUGCUAAGUUCGUCUGCCGCAACAUAAAGCCCGGCCUGAUUGACGUUGGUUACAUUGCGCACCCCUCGUUCGUCACCCACGAGGAGCUCGGCGCCAUCAAGGGACCUCUGUCUAUCGCUGCUGCUGAGGUCGACUCGAUCUUCACUACCCAGCUUCGCCAUGAGUCCGAGGAUAUUCUUAUCAAGACUACCCAGCCGUGGCAGAUCAACCUGUUCAGCGGUGUUAGCCACGGCUUCGCUGUUCGCGGCGAUCUGAAGGACCCCAAGCAGAAGUGGGCUAAGGAGCAGGCUUUCUGCCAGGCCAUCGCUUGGUUUAACGAGCACCUGUAA